This is a messenger RNA of Sorghum bicolor (sorghum), 3475 nucleotides long. Its product is annotated as protein enabled homolog. The coding region runs from base 395 to 3082 and encodes 895 amino acids. The record is from RefSeq and is a predicted model, not a curated record. The transcript has a single exon. Lineage: Eukaryota; Viridiplantae; Streptophyta; Magnoliopsida; Poales; Poaceae.
GUCAGCAUUCCUGUAGCAGCAGGGUGGCUCCGCUAAUCAUUCCCAAUCGUACGCGGCUUUCUUCCCCAGCCCAGCAAAUCAUACAACCAAGACCAGCAAUCAGCUUAAUCAAGCAGAGCAGAGCAGAGCAGAGCAGUCAGGCACCAGUUUAUCCUUUUACCCAAAGCACACCCUUCCUGUGUGUCCUCACGUACGCGUCGAGUAUAUAUCUCCCGUGUCUCUCAGCUACGACAGACAGACAGCGGCGAGAGAAACUUCAGCCAAAAAGCCAGAGCAGAGUAGAGAGCACCACUUUGCCCUUUUGCCGUUGGAUUCGCCACGCCGCGCCGCGCCGGGAAGCCAACGACGCCAGCGGCAACGACGGAGCAGCUGCGGAGGAGGAGGAGGAGCUGGAAUGGACGGCCAGGUGAGGGAUCAUCCAUCUGCCGCCGCGGCGGGUGACGGCGCGCCGAGCACGAGCGGUACCGCGCAAUACGACGACGACAAUGCGGGCGGCGGCGGCGGGCCCAAGGUCUGGGUGCUCGUGCUCCUCUUCGCGCUGCUCCUGCUGCCCUUCCUGCCCUCCGCGAUGCGGCGCGGUGGGGGGACGCCUUGGGCAGGAGGAGGACGAGGAGGAGGCGGCGGCGGUACGGGAGGAGGAGGAGGGUACUACCGCCGCGGCGGGAUCAACUUCAAGAGCGGAUGGGACGUCGUCAACCUCUGCCUCGUGCUCUUCGCCAUCCUCUGCGGCCUCCUUGGCCGCAGCAGCAGCGACAGCGGCGGGGACGGGGAGUACUCCUCCUCCUCCUCCGCCGCCGCCGCGAGUUCCGGCGCGCCGGCGGCCAAGGACGAUCAUCAUCGGCUGGGGUCCUCGGCGCCCGCCACGGACGCGGAGCUCGUCACGGCGGCGACUACGACGAGCUCGGGGGAUUGGGGGCAGCAGGAGGGCUACGACGACUCCAUGUCCGCCAUCUACGCCAGCUUGUCCCGCAACAACCACGCCCACGCCUCCGGGAUCCGCCGGAUGAAGAGCAGCAGCUCCUACCCGGAGCUGCGCCAGGGAAGCGACGGCGUCUGGGCGCUCGCGUCCCCGGAGGCCGCCUGGCGCUUCUACGACGACGCCGAGCUGUACCGCGCCCGCCGCCCGGAGCGCCAGGAGCGGUCCUGGGACGUCGACCCGCACCGGAGGACGACCUCGACCACCACCACGACGGAGGUCAAGACCAUCCCCGUCGACACCUUCGUCGAGCGCGGCCGGACCGAGCAGCCUCGGGAGCCGCGGAGGCGGCGGAGGAGCGUCGAGAGGCUCCCCAGGAUGGCCGAGGUGGACGAGGAGAGGCCGCCGCAACAACAGCAACAGAGGGGGGAGCCGCUGGCACCGCCGAGGCUCAGGAGGUGGAACUCGGAGUCGUUGGAUAGCAUACUGGAGCAGGAGGCGAGAGUGGCGGCGCCGGCGAGGAGCAGGAGGUGGGACUCGGAGGUGGUGAGCGCCAUGCCGGAGCAGGAGGCGCCGGUAGCGCCGGCGAGGCUCAGGAGGUGGAACUCAGAGUCGUUGGAGAGCAUACUGGAGCAGGAGGCCAGAGUGGUGGCGCCGACGAGGAGCAUGAGGUGGGACUCGAAGGUUGUGGACGUCAUGCCGGAGCAUGAGGCAGCGGUUGCGCCGGCGAGGCUCAGGAGGUGGAACUCAGAGUCGUUGGAUAGCAUACUUGAGCAGGAGGCCAGAGUGGCGCCGGCGAGGAGCAUGAGGUGGGACUCGGAGGUAGUGGAUGUCAUGACGGAGCAGGACGCGGCGGUGGCGCCGGCGAGGCUCAGAAGGUGGAACUCAGAAUCGCUGGAUAGUAUACUGGAGCAAGAGGCGGCGGUGGCUCCGGCGAGGAGCAGGAGGUGGACCUCGGAGGCUGUGGACGUGAUAACGGAGCGGGAGGCAGCGGUGGCUCCGGCGAGGAGCCGGAGGUGGAGUUCAGACGCAGUGGAUGUAAUACCGGAGCAGGAAGCGCCGGUGGUGAUGGCGCCUGCUGCUCCACCACCUCCGCCUCCGCCGCCGGCGCCUCGUCGACGGCGACGGCACAGCGUCGAGACACUGCCGAGACCAGAGGAACUGGAGCCAGAGAUAGUACUGGAAGAGGUGAGGACCCCGAUGCCGCCGCCAUCGCCGGCCAUGUUCCCGCCUGGAACGCCACCCCCACCACCGCCCCCUCUUCCGCCUCCCUCGACGGUGUCGCGCAGCAAGAAGAAGCGCAGCGGCAGCGUGGGCGGCGCCAAGGAGCUAGCGUCCGCCAUUGCUACGUUCUACCAGAAGAAGCGCAAGAGCAUCACCAUGAAGGCCAAGAGGAGGCCCCAUCACCACCACCAUUCCGACGGCCACUACUCGUCACCGUCGUCAGAUGCGUCGGCGAGCCCGGACUCCACUGCUCGCACCACCAACGCCCCUCCGCGGGCGCCGCCUCCACCACCGCCCCCUCCCCCGCCACCGCCGUCCUCCAUCUUCUCCAAUCUCUUCAAGAAGGGCAGCAAGAGCCGCCGCAUCCACUCCGUCGCGCCACCGCAGCCGCCACCCCCGCCUCCACCCGCUCGCCGGUCCAAGAAACCGCCACCGCCUCCGUCUCGCCCCGCGCCUCCGGCACCACCGCCGCCACCAGUCAGGACACGGCCGCCACGCGCCCACGUACACGCGCCCACGCACACGCAGCAGGCGCCAUUGUACCCGAGGCGCGUCUACUACACCUACUACCCGCUCCCGCCGCCGUCCCCGCCGCUACCUCCGCCUCCUCCGCCGCCGCCACCACUGGUGUCAGAGGGCGAGGAUGACUCCCCUUCAGUCACGGCGUCGCCGGCGCCGGCGUACUGCGCGAGCCCCGACGUGAACACGAAGGCGGACAGGUUCAUCGAGAGCUUCCGCGAGGGGCUGAAGCUGGAGAAGCUCAACUCGUACCGGGAGAAGUGGCAGAGGCAGAUCCAAGAGAACGCCGCCGCCGUCGAGAUCGAGGAGGAGGGGGAGUUCAUGGUGAUCGGGUCCCUCUUCGGCGACGACGACGAGGACUACGAUGACGGCAUCUCGUUGCCGCAGACGCCGGCGACCGCCGCUGUCGCCGUCGGAUUCUAACGACACUGACGUCGAAGCAAAAAUUUGAAUUGAAAAAAAAAAUUGAAAAAUGGUCCCGAGAAAAUGGAGGAAAAAAAAAGAUACCACAAAAAGAGUAUUUCUUCUGGCUGCUAAUCCCCUGGUUUGUCUGCAGUACAGUACUGCUUGUGAAUGAUUUCAUUUUUUUUUCACUAAUUUUGCGUUUGGGUAGUUAGGAAUUGACAGUGAGAUUUGUGUGUGAAAGCUGGGAGAGGCUUUUUGUGCUUAUUUUAAAAUGGCAAAAAAGCGCUCUCUUUGGGUGUUGCAUUAGGUGAGCUGAUGUGAAUUUCAUGUCUAUGCACUUUGGAGCUUUUUGAGUUGUAAAAUAUAUACCAUGAUGAGGAAAGUAACACAUCUUUACCCUUUUUUUCUUCU